Messenger RNA from Didymella exigua CBS 183.55, 1526 nucleotides. Its product is annotated as retinol dehydrogenase 12. The transcript has a single exon. Lineage: Eukaryota; Fungi; Ascomycota; Dothideomycetes; Pleosporales; Didymellaceae. Bases 174 to 1373 code for a protein of 399 amino acids. The record is from RefSeq and is a predicted model, not a curated record.
GGAACUGUUACACUGACAUCAGGGCGGUUGCCAUUGGGCGUGCGCGUCAUGAUGGCCAAGUCGUGGAUUACCCCUUGACGCCGGAUCCUAUGAGUAGAUCCGCAAGUGUCCACUCAGAUACUGACAGCACACCUGCCCUGUGAGAUUUAAGCUGACCUGCACCUCCCUCGAAUAUGCAAUCUUCAAGACUACUUAGGCCUGCUCUCGUACUACAAAACACUGCGAGACAAACACCACAUUUACGAACUAUUGCAACAAGGCUGUCUACCAGACCUUUUUCUACUGAGAACAGCGACCGACUGAAAGGCCCAGUAUCAACAGAGUCACAAAUACCCGGCAUGGAGGCCAUCAAGAACACUAUCGCCGAGAAUCUCGGCAAGAUUAUCCCUGGCAAUGAGCUCGCAUCUGCGGAAAAUCAAUUCUCGCUUGAUGCCGUCCCAGAUUUGUCUGGCAAAGUCGCAGUGGUGACCGGAGGCUCAGAAGGCAUCGGCUAUGGCUGCACACACACCUUGCUGAAGAAGAACGUGAAGAAGCUCUUCAUCCUCUCUCAGUCGGAUGACAUCGCCGCAGAUGCCAUCAAAGCCAUCAAGGAAGAGAUGGGCGAGGAGACAGGCAACCGCGUAGUAUGGAUGAAGUGCGACCUGUCCGACUGGGAAGAAACCGGCCGCACAGCAUUCAAGAUCGCUGAACAGACAGAUCGCAUCGAUAUCCUGAUCAACAACGCCGCGCGCGGAAUCAUGACCUACCAGCUGGCCAGAAACGGCGUCGACCUACACAUGGCGAUCAACCAUUUCGGCCACGUAGUCCUGACUUCGCACCUGCUGCCCAUUUUGAAGGAGACCGCAAAGAAAGGCAAGGUCCGCAUCGUAUGCACAUCCUCAAACCUGCACGAGCAAACACCCUCCGACACACAGUUCGCGUCCAUCGACGAACUCAAUACGGACUUGGGCGCACAACCCCAAUACGCGCGCUCUAAGCUCGCCGCGCUUCUCUACACGAAAUAUCUCUCCCGCCACCUGACUCCCCAACACCCCAACAUCCUCGCCAAUGCAAUUCACCCUGGCAUCGUCGAAACCCGACAAAGCACUGAGCACAUCCACGAAGCGUUCCCGCUGGGCGGAUACGCCAUGUCCGUCGGAAUGGCGCCGUUCAAGAAGACGCAGUUUGAGGGCGCGGUGAGCACAAUGUACGCGGCGACUAUGACGGAGAAGAGCGGACAGUACAUUUGUCCUCCGGCGAUCGUGGAGAAGGGGAGUGACAAGGCGAAUGAUGUGGAGCUGGGCGAGAGGCUGAUGGAUUUGACCUGGAAGGUGGUCAAGGAGAAGACGAAGAGUCAGAGUGCGGAUAAGGGGUGUCCUUUCAGGGAGUCGUAGAGGGUGAGCCAGAGCUACACCAGUCAAUGGUGUAAUACCACGCAUAUUUCCACGCUGGCUGAGGGGCACUUGAUGCUGUGGUUUGUGGGUUAAAGUUUUGUCUAUGCGCUUUUCAGACUCGUGAUUGUAAAGGCUAACGUGCAUGAGAACGUG